Messenger RNA from Aplysia californica (California sea hare), 2748 nucleotides. Its product is annotated as phospholipid phosphatase 2. Lineage: Eukaryota; Metazoa; Mollusca; Gastropoda; Aplysiida; Aplysiidae. The record is from RefSeq and is a predicted model, not a curated record. Gene Ontology annotation, molecular function: phosphatidate phosphatase activity. Gene Ontology annotation, biological process: phospholipid dephosphorylation; signal transduction; phospholipid metabolic process.
CUCGCGAUCACGUCAUAAACAAGCGCCUUAGGCUAAGGCGGGGAGGGCUGUGUCCUGUUUCUGUUUUGGGAAGAAUAACUUUUGAAUGACCAUCUCAACACCAUGGUGUGCCUCAAGAACCAGCACCUUUCUCAACGACGGGGGAUUAUUUACCAAAUUAUUUCCGAUAUAUUUUGUGUUAUUUUAGUUGGCUGUGGCAUUUUAGCCAUCAAGUUUGGAGCAAAGCCGUACCACCGAGGCUUCUUCUGUGGGGAUGAGAGUAUCAUGCACCCGGUUCUGUCAGACACGGUCUCAAUAGCUCUGGCCGCCAGUGUGGGAGUUCUCUUGCCAGGUGUUGUGAUAUUGCUGUGUGAAUUUAUUCUGCGACACAACCAGGAAGUCUGCCUCAUUGCUCCCAAAACAGCGUAUCCUCGCAGGAAAUCUUGGUGGCUGUCUGCGUACAGAAGCCUGAUAGUGUUUGUAUUUGGAAUAUCAGUAACUCAAUUUUUAACAGAAAUUGGGAAAUAUUCCAUCGGACGAUUACGGCCUCACUUUCUAACUCUGUGUAAGCCAAAUUUGUCCCUUGCGAAUUGUGCAGAUUUUGUCAUUGAUGAUGUGUGCACUUCCACUGAUUCUGCCAUGAUGACGGAGGCAAGAUUAUCCUUCCCCUCGGGUCAUUCUUCCUUCUCAAUGUACUGCAUGCUGUUUCUUGUUGUGGUAUCUCUGACAGACUUCGGCAAGACACUGACCGGCCGGACCCCCUCGUCCACCUCCCCCGACAGUCUUCCUGAGAGCCCCCCCAACAUGACAGUCCACAGUGACAACCACAGCUCUCUCGACUACCCUCACUCGCACCCUCGACAAACCUCUCCCCCGAGAGACCCCACCAGCAAGACUCACAUUGUGCAGGUUGAGCUGUGAAAUGCCCUGGUCUGUCUGCUUAUCGCGAGCUGAGUGCUGUUUCAUCUCAAAAUUUACAGUCCAUUAACUCUCUGAUCCCGGAAUUAUUUUCGACAUUUUGAUGGAAUUCUAGAUUUUGUGAAAUACGUAAAGGGAAAUAUGUGUAAAAUGUUCAUAAAAUGUCUAAAGCUGUUCCGAAAAUAGAAAAGGAAGCUGUUUAUAUAUUUAUCUAACAAUUCCAAGUCAAAAUCUAUUUGGAAUUGUAAGAGAUUGCAUUAGCAAUAAUACUUCAUGCACUCUGCGAUCGGAUCAGACCCUGGGACCAUUCAUUAGGGGACUGGACUUGUUUCACUGGAUGCUUCCAUCAUCCACUCGGGAUUUUACAAUUAAUAAAAAACAAUUAUUUGUGUGCCAAGUUAAACUUAACAAAUUGGAGACAGAGUUUUAUAGAUAGCUUCCCCUUCAGUUUGAAAUUCCCUCCCAUCAUGCUUAAGAGAGGCGCGUACUUUGAUUGAAUUUAAAUGUGGUCCUAAAAGACAUUUACUUAUCUAAAAACACAUUUACUUAUAUCCCAUUUUACUAACUACUUUGAUUCUUCUCCCAAGUAGUGUGGUCAGUAGCCACAGUGAUUGCUUUUUGUGUACGUGUUGUUUGUUGGAUUACGGAUGUUUAUGUAUUUGACGAAAGAAAUGUUGUACUUAGAAUGGACCAGUAUGCAUGAAAUAUUGAUGUGAAUCGUAUUUUAUUGUGAAUCGUCUAGAGCCACCAGGGAGUGGGCGCUAUAGAAGUGAUCUUUAUUAUUGUAUUGUUCAUACUCUAAUUUCCGACUUUUGGAAUUUUGGAAAAGGAAAAGUCGGAGGGUGCUGUAUCUGGUGAACAGGGUGGGUAUGGAAGAAUUUUGUAAGCGCACUGCUUUGCUGUCUAAGUUGUCUUCAUGGCUCUGUCAAGGCAGAUGAAGAAUCUUCCACUUGAUCCCGGAACUAUUUGGGUCAAAGCCCUUGUUCCGUACAUUUCAGUUCCAUUUUGUACUUACUCCCGUUUUCGCAACCGGAAUUCAACACUCUCACUGUGAUUUACAUCAAAACCGGGUAAAUGGAGUUGAUGCAAAAUAGCACUUAACUCGCGAUAUCUUUACACCAUGUAGCAAAACUGUGUGGGAGGUGGAGGGAUCUUUUCCUGCACCGCUCAGUUGUGAUCUUAUGGUGUGCAUGAAUGCACCAAAUAGUGAAACUGUGCAGGGAUCUUUUUCUGUGCGGAACAGUUGUGAUCUUAUGUUUGUAUGUUUAUUCCAAAUAGCAAAACUGUUGGGGGUCUACUAGGGAAGUUAAAUAAGUCUUUGCCCUGACUAUGAAAGAAGCAAGCUGGAAAAUUUAAUUUGAUACUCACAAUUUCACUUCUUUACAUAGAUACCUAGCAAAUUGUCACACUUUUGCCAUUUUUGUUUGACCUUCAAGAGUCCUUGAGCACAAGGGACUCGAACCUUUCCUGCACUGCAGAUAUAGCAUCUUCAUCAGUAUGGAAACGCUGUCCUUUGAUAACUUUUUUUCAGAUUUGGGAAAAGGAAAAACCGGAGGGUGCUAUAUCUGGUGACAAACUGCUUUGUUGUCUGAAUUGCCUUCACUGCAUUAUCUUUUGGUGUUUAAGAACCACGUUCGCUAAAAAUAUUCUUUAAUUCUCACCACUCCCUGGAUUUUCCCAAAAUUUCGCCUACAGCGUUCUUGAAGGAUAGAAAUCACUUUCUGCAAGUUUCAUCAUUUAUGAUUGUUCUUUCAUAGUCAGGAUAAAGACUUAUUGAACACCCCUCGUAUUUCUGCACUGACCGGUUGUUGUGAUCUUAUAAUAUACUUAUAGUUGUAUGUUUACACCAGA